AUGCUUGACCCCAAAGUCCUAGAAGUCCCUGCUGUGAUAUUUGACAAUGGCUCUGGACUGUGCAAGGCAGGAAUUGCUGGAGAUAACGUCCCGCGGUCAGUCAUCACCGCAAUUGUUGGUCGCUCCAAAGCCAAAGCCACCAUGUUAGGAGCUGGACAGAAGGAGUAUUAUGUUGGAGAAGAGGCACAGUCCAAACGAGGGGUGCUGUCCUUGAAUUAUCCCAUCGAUCAUGGCAUAGUGACUUCCUGGGAUGACAUGGAGCAUAUCUGGAGGCAUGUCUAUGAGUGUGAGCUGAGAGUCCAGGCCAACGAGCACCCGGUCCUGCUGACAGAGGCUCCACUCAACCCUCUGCAGAACCGAGAAAAGAUGACAGAGAUUAUGUUUGAAAGCUUUAAGGUGCCUGCCAUGUACGUGGCUGUUCAAGCCACGUUGGCCCUCUAUGCUUCCGCCCGGACCACAGGGAUAGUCAUGGACAGUGGAGAUGGGGUUACUCACACUGUACCCAUCUAUGAGGGCUACUGCUUACCCCAUGCAGUUUCCCGACUCGACGUCGCAGGCCGAGACAUCACCGAAUACCUCAUGAGGCUUCUGUUGGAAAGUGGACAUUCCUUUGUGAGCACUGCCGAGAGAGAAAUUGUAAAAGAUAUUAAAGAGAGACUGUGCUAUGUGACCUUCGAUCCCAUCCAAGCCAUGAAGAUUAAGUCAGAAGAAAUCCUCAAAGAAUAUAAGUUGCCGGAUGGGAACAUUAUCAAAAUUGGCAACCAGCUCUUCCGAGCCCCCGAGACCCUGUUUAUGCCAGCAAACGUUGGGGUUGAAGCUCCCGGGGUCCAUAAGAUGCUCUUUAACAGCAUCCGAAAAUGUGACAUUGACGUUCGGAAAAACCUGUAUAGUAAUAUCUUGCUCUCUGGAGGUUCCACGCUCUUCCAUGGUCUGGAUGAGAGGAUUCUGAAGGAGAUCCAGCUCCAGGCUCCUGGAGGAAUCUCCGUCAGGAUCAUCGCCCCACCAGAACGGAAGUAUUGUGUAUGGAUAGGAGCCUCCAUCCUCACCUCCCUUACAUCCUUCAAACAUAUGUGGAUCACGACUUCCGAUUAUAAGGAGUUUGGCCCCACCAUGGUUCACCGGAAAUGUUUCUAA
Messenger RNA from Gracilinanus agilis (Agile Gracile Mouse Opossum), 1134 nucleotides. RefSeq names its product actin-85C-like. The coding region runs from base 1 to 1134 and encodes 377 amino acids. The record is from RefSeq and is a predicted model, not a curated record. The transcript has a single exon. NCBI's taxonomy places the organism in Eukaryota, Metazoa, Chordata, Mammalia, Didelphimorphia, Didelphidae.